Molecule: messenger RNA, 1875 nt
Organism: Myiozetetes cayanensis
Lineage: Eukaryota; Metazoa; Chordata; Aves; Passeriformes; Tyrannidae
Product: chromodomain-helicase-DNA-binding protein 8-like
Source: RefSeq, a predicted model, not a curated record
AUGGCCGACCCCAUCAUGGACCUGUUCGACGACCCCAACCUGUUCGGGCUCGACCCCUCCCCGACGACCUGGGCAACCCCUUCAUGGGGUCUCGGCCCCCCGCGCGCCCCCAAAAUCGUCAUCCUCAAAGCCCCUCCCCCCGCCGGGGGGGCCGGAGCCGGCGCCGCCCCCCAGAACGGGGGCAAAGUCACCCUGGCCAAGGUGCUGAGCGGGGCGGGGGCCGCCGUGCUGGGCGGGGGUCCCGCUGCGGCCCCACCCAGGCUGGGGGUCCCGCCGGGCCGGCCCGUCAAGCAGCUCCUGCUGCAGCCCCUCAAAACCGCGCGGGGGCGCCGGGCGGCCACCGGGACCCCCCUCAAACCUGGAGUCACCCUCACGCCCGCCCAGGGCGAGUCGAAGCGCAUCACGCUGGUGCUGCAGCAGCCGGGCGGCGCCGGGGCGGGCCCCGGGCAGCGCCACGUGGUGCUGGGCACCCUGCCCGGCAAGCUGGUGGUCCAGGGGGGUCCCGCCGGCUCCCCAGGCCCCGCCAAGGCCGCCCCCGGCCCCGCCAAGGUGGUGACCAUCCAGCUGCAGGUGCAGCCGGCGCCCGGCGCGGCGGCGGCGACGCCGGGGGCGCCGCAGAAGAUCCAGCUGGUGCAGCCGGCCGGGGCGGCGCCCGUGGGCGUGGCGCAGGUGCCGCAGGUGGUGGGCGCCGCCGGGCACCGCCUCACCGUGCCGCUCAAGGUGGUGCUGCAGCCGCAGGCGGGCUCAUCGCAGGGCGGCUCGGCGGGGCUCUCGGUGGUGAAGGUGCUGAGCGGCGCCGAGGUGGCGGCGGUGGCGUCGUCGUCGUCGUUGUCGCCCUCAUCGGGGGCCGGCGCCGCGUCCCGGGGCUCGGCUGACGAGAGCCGCAAGCUGGAGCACCAGAAGAAGCAGGAGAAGGCGAACCGCAUCGUGGCCGAGGCCAUCGCCCGCGCCCGCGCCCGCGGCGAGCAGAACAUCCCGCGCGUGCUCAACGAGGACGAGCUGCCCAGCGUGCGCCCCGACGACGACGGCGAGCGCCGGCGCCGCCGAAAGGGCCCCGGCGAGAGAGGGGGCGGCGCCAAGGACGAGCGGCCCCGGCGCGGCAAAGGGCAGGGCGGCAGCAAGAGCAAGGCCCGCGGCAAGGCCAGCACCAUCACGCCGGUGGUGGGCAAGAAGCGCAAGCGCAACGCGUCCUCCGACAACUCCGACUCCGAGGCCCUCCCGGCGCCGUCCCCGCGCGACGACGACGAGUGCAGCGUCCAGAAGCGGCGCUCGAACCGGCAGGUGAAGCGCAAGAAGUACACCGAGGACCUGGACAUCAAGAUCACGGACGACGAGGAGGACGAGGAGCUGGACGUGACGGGCCCGGCUCGGCCGGACCAGCCCCAGCCGUCCCAGCAGUCCCAGCAGCCCCCCCAGCAGCCCCACCAGUCCCACCAGUCCCUGCAGUCCCAGCAGGCGCAGCCGGCGCCGCCCGAGCCCGAGGGGGAGGCCCUGCCCUCCAUGCAGUUCUUCGUGGAGAACCCGAGCGAGGAGGACGCAGCCAUCGUGGACAAGGUGCUGUCCAUGCGGGUGGUCAAGAAGGAGUUACCAUCGGGCCAGCUCGUGGACUGCGAGGAGUUCUUCGUCAAGUACAAGAACUACUCGUACCUGCACUGCGAGUGGGCCACCAUCGACCAGCUGGAGAGGGACAAGAGGAUCCACCAGAAGCUCAAGCGCUUCAAGACCAAGAUGAGCCAGAUGAGGCACUUCUUCCACGAGGAUGAGGAGCCGUUCAACCCCGACUACGUGGAGGUCGAUCGGAUCCUGGACGAGUCCCACUCCGUGGACAAGGACAACGGGGAGCCCGUGGUGUACUUCCUGGUGCAGUGGUGCUGC